Molecule: messenger RNA, 1959 nt
Organism: Cryphonectria parasitica EP155
Lineage: Eukaryota; Fungi; Ascomycota; Sordariomycetes; Diaporthales; Cryphonectriaceae
Product: acetyl-CoA synthetase-like protein
Exons: 2
Biological process (GO): fatty acid metabolic process
Molecular function (GO): medium-chain fatty acid-CoA ligase activity
Source: RefSeq, a predicted model, not a curated record
CCAGUGAGGCUGUCCAGCAGCCUGACACACAGCAUCUCCCGAGGCCCCGAUGAACCUCCCCUGCUUGCGGAAACCAUCCCAGAGAACCUCAAGAGGGUUGUCUCCCAUUACGGUGACCAUCCUGCAGUGAUUGCGAGGACGGCGGCCAACAAUGACAACAGGACCAGCGCGACCUUGACAACAAGAGAGACGUCUCUCAGCUAUGCGGCGCUGGACGCAGACUCGAGCGCCCUCGCCGUGUCCCUGCAAGCACUUGGGGUGAAGAAGGGCGACAGGGUGGCCGUCAGCCUGGGGAACACGAUCGAGCACGCGACGCUGAGCUAUGCCAUCUUCAAGCUGGGAGCCGUUCUGGUGCCCCUGAACCCGUCCUUCAACGCGUCCCAGGUCGGCGCCGCCCUCUCGCACCUGGGCGUCCAAGUCUUGGUCAUCGGUGCCGUCUCGGACCGGGCGUACAGGCCGUGCCAGGGGCGGGACAACCUUGCGCUGCUGCAGGCCUUGGUGCCAGACCUGGCGUCGGGUACAGUCGAGAGCCCCCAGGUGCCGACGCUGCGGAGGAUCGUGGUGCUGGACAAUACGGAUGGCCAUGCGGCCUCGGUCUUGAGGGUCCAGGAACACGCCUCGCUGACGCCUUACUCGGCGCUGGUGGGCGGUUCGUCUUCUUCCUCCUUGGGCUCAGCCAGCCGGCCAGUCGUGGCCGUCGUCCCGGAUGCGCCGCUCCACCCAGACGAUACCGUCAACAUCCAGUUCACGUCCGGCACGACCUCGCAUCCCAAGGCGGCCAUGCUCACCCACACCAAUAUUCUGAACAAUGGCUACCUGAUCGGCAGGCGCAUGGGUCUGGUCCCUGGUGACCGCAUCGUCUGUCCGCCCCCGCUGUUCCACUGUUUCGGCAGCGUCCUCGGCUUCAUGGCCACGGCGACCUCUGGCGCGGCCAUCCUGUUCCCCUCGCCUGCGUUUGACCCCGUGGCCAGCCUGCGCAUGGCCCUGGACCACCGCGCCACGGGCCUGUACGGGGUGGCCACAAUGUUUGUGUCCAUGCUGGAGCUGCUCGAGGACCACCACCACGCCGGUGUGUUCACGGCAGACGAGGCGCGGCAGCUUCCCCAACAUCUAAGCAAGGGUAUUGCCGGCGGAUCAUCGAUGCCUGAGUCACUCAUGCGCAGAUUGUACGGAAAGCUGGGCCUCGAGGAGCUCGUCAUUUGUUAUGGUAUGACGGAGACGAGCCCCGUGUCGUGCAUGACCGCGCCGACAGACCCGCUGCACAAGAGGACAGGCAGCGUGGGCAAGGUGAUGCCACACACGACGGUCAAGAUCGUGGACCCGGGCGACAGGCGCAGGGUGAUGCCCAUCGGGCAGCGCGGGGAGCUGGCGGCGAGCGGGUACCUCGUCAUGCAGGGCUACUGGGCUGCCGAGGACAAGACAGAGGAAGAGAAGGAGGAGGAGGAGAAGGAUGGGCAACGACGAGGUCGGUGGUGGCUGUAUAGCGGGGAUGAGGCCAGCAUGUCAGAAGAUGGCUAUGUCAGCAUCACGGGCCGCCUGAAAGACUUGAUCAUCCGGGGCGGCGAGAACAUCCACCCGCUCGAGAUUGAGAACGUUCUCUUCCAACACCCGCUCAUUGCAGAAGCCUCCGUGGUCGGCGUUCCCGAUGCCAAGCUGGGCGAGACCGUGUGUGCUUUCAUUAUCCCGCAUGCAGGUGUGGUCACGAAAGAGGAGGACGACGAGGACGAGGACGGCGAGGGCGAGGAGAACAGCCAGCCCGGCCCACCACCACCACCACCACCGCCGCUCACCACCACCACCACCACCCUGUGCAAGGAACAAGUACGUUCUUGGGUGCGCUCUCAGCUGAGCGGGCACUUGGUGCCACGGUACAUUUUCUGGAUCGACGAGUAUCCCAAAACCGCGAGCGGUAAGAUCCAAAAGUUCAAGCUGCGCGGUGCCGCCAUAGAUAUGAUUCAG